Molecule: messenger RNA, 2417 nt
Organism: Psammomys obesus (fat sand rat)
Lineage: Eukaryota; Metazoa; Chordata; Mammalia; Rodentia; Muridae
Product: zinc finger protein 252-like
Biological process (GO): regulation of transcription by RNA polymerase II
Molecular function (GO): DNA-binding transcription factor activity, RNA polymerase II-specific; RNA polymerase II cis-regulatory region sequence-specific DNA binding
Source: RefSeq, a predicted model, not a curated record
AUACUCAAUAUGAUGAAGUCUUUGCACGUCACAGUAAUCCCCAUACAUGUAAAAGUAUGCAUACUAGUGGGGAUCGCUUUGAAUAUAACCAGAAUAGUAAUGCCUUUGCAUAUGAUAGUCAUUUCCUAAGAUAUAAAAGGAUACAUAUAGAAGAGAAACCUCAUAAAUGUAACGAAUCCGGCAAAGCCUUUGCAUUUAACAGUGAUCUAAAAUAUAAAAGAACUGACACUGGAGAGAAACCUUAUGAAUGUAACCAAUGUGGUAAAGCCUUUGCACAGAAUAGUCUUCUGGUAGUACAUAAAAGAACUCACACUGGAAAGAAACAUAAAUGUAACCAAUGCGGUAAAUCUUUUGUACGUAACAGUCAUCUACUGAUACAUAAAAGAACUCACACUGGAGAGAAACCUCAUGAAUGUAACCAAUGUGGUAAAGCCUUUGCAUGUAACAGUGAUCUCCUAAAACAUAAAAGAACUCAUACUGGAGAGAAACCUUAUGAAUGUAACCAAUGUGAUAGAGCCUUUGCAUGGAGCAGUCAUCUGGUAGUACAUAAAAGAACUCACACUGGAGAGAAACUUUAUGAAUGUAAUCAAUGUGGUAAAGCCUUUUUACGUAACAGUCAUCUCCUGCUACAUAAAGGAAUUCACACUGGAGAGAAACCAUACAAAUGUAACCAAUGUUGUAAAUCCUUUGCACGUAACAGUAGUCUCCUAAUACAUAAAAGAACUCACACUGGAGAGAAACCUCAUGAAUGUAGCCAAUGUGGUAAAGCCUUUGCACAGAUCAGUACUCUCCUAAUACAUAAAAGAACUCACACUGGAGAGAAACCUUAUGAAUGUAACCAAUGUAGUAAAGCCUUUGUACGUAACAGUAAUCUCCUGCUACAUAAAAGAACACACACUGGAGAGAAACCUUAUAAAUGUAACUUAUGUGAUAAAGCCUUUGCACAGAACAGUCAUCUCCUACUACAUAAAAGAACUCACAUUCGAGAGAAACCUUAUGAAUGUAACCAAUGUGGUAAAGCCUUUGCAGACAACAGUGUUCUCUUAAAACAUAAAAGAACUCAUACUGGAGAGAAACCUUAUGAAUGUAACCUAUGUGGUAAAGCCUUUGCACAGAACAUAUCUAAUAAAAGAACUCACACUGGAGAGAAACCAUAUGAAUGUAACCAAUGUGGUAAAGCCUUUUCAUGUAACAGUAAUCUCGUAAUACAUAAAAGAACUCACACUGGAGAGAAACCUUAUGAAUGUAACCAAUGUGGUAAAGUCUUUGCAGAUAACAGUGUUCUCAUAAGACAUAAAAGAACUCAUACUGGAGAGAAACCUUAUGAAUGUAACCGGUGUGGUAAUAAAGCCUUUGCACGCAACAGUAGUCUCCUAAUACAUAAAAGAACUCACACUGGAGAGAAAACUUAUGAACGCAACCAACGUGGUAAAUCCUUUGCAUGGAACUGUCAUCUGGUAGUACAUAAAAUAACUCCCACUGGAGAGAAACCUUUUGAAUGUUCCCAAUGUGAUAAAGUCUAUGCAUUUCAGUAUACUCUCUGAAAAUCUAAAAGAACAUACCUUAGAGGAAAAUCUUAUGAAUGUAAUCUGCGUGGCACCACCUUUGUACAAGACAGUCAUCUCCUAAGACAUAAAAAUGCAUGUUGCAGAAAAUUCUUAUGAAUAUAAUCAAUGUCAGAAAGCCUUUUCGUGUAAGAGUCAUCUUGAACAAGAACACCUACUGGAGUGAAACCCUAUGAAUUCCACCAACGCGCCAAAGCAUUUGCAUUCCAUAAUAAUCUCCAUGUACAUAGAAGAAUACACACUAGAGAAAAACUAUGAAUGUGACCAAUGUGAUAAAGCCUUUUGUUGUAAUAUUAAUCUCAUAUGAUAUAAAGAACACAUACUGGAGAGAAACCUUAUGAAUAUAACCAGUCUGGUAAAACUUGCUCUUCACAAUCAUCUUGAAUGUCAUGAAAGAAUUCAUAUUGGACAGAAAGACUGUCAGUGUAUUUAACAUGGUGAAGCUCUUCCACAUUUGUAUAGUCAUCAUCAUGAAAGAAUUCAUACUGGAGAGACAUUAUGAAUGUUUUAAAAUGUGAGGCCUUUGUACAUAUCUACAUUUUUCAUCAUCCUAAAAGUUUCAUAAUGGAGAGAAAUUCUGAGAAAAAGCACAUUUUUAAGAGGUGCAGCUGAGGCGCACUAUGAUAAUGUGGCCUUGACAUGCAGAAUAUUUCCUCAAGUGUUUCACACCUUUCUUCAGUAAAAGGUUUUCACAUGUUCUCUUUACAAAAUAAUUAGAACCCUGUGUUUUUCCACAACUCUGCCCUGUGGAUCUUUUGUAGUUUCUCCUUCCUUCUUUGAUUUAUUUUGUUUUUAACCCAUUAAGAAUUUCUUUUAAUGGAGAUUUAAAAAAUGAAAUAAAAUGAAUUUUCA